UCCAAAAUGGCGACAUUUGCGUAGCGACACCGCUGCUAGCAGAGAGGGGACCGUUGGAGAGAAACGGGUACAGGCUCCAUUCUGAUUUCUUGGCGUGUAUUGCUGGAUGUGAAGACCCAGGACGAUUUAGUAAUUUAGUAACUAGCUAACUAACCUGUCUACUAAUUACUUGACCGUGUAAGUGUGGCGUAUUUAGUCAGCCUCCUCGCACUAAUCCGUGUUAGCCCCGUUAGCUUGUGACGCUAGAAUGCAGCCGAUUCGGCGUCUACGCGUACAAUCACUGGCCACUUUAUUAGGUACACCUGCAAACCGGUUUUUAAUAUAAAAUGGCUAAAUUUGACAAUGCGGGAAAAAUCAGUUGCUCUUAGUUUUAACAGUUUGAGAGGACAGAGAUAUAUUUGAUUACAUUUCGAUGACUUAUUGAGUUAUAGCUAUGUUAUUACACUUUGACCAGGCAAAAAAAUAAAUAAAUUAUAUAUAUAUACAUAUAUAGUUGUCACGUUUGUCAGAAGUGUAAUGCUGCCACACCAGCAAAAUAGAAACCGAUCAGUAUCAUAACAUGAAAAGUUAUUAGUUUAAACAAUAAACGUUUCAUGUUAUAGCUGGAGAUGGCUCAGUGUCACUUUUUUUUCGUCCGAUACUGAUGCCAAACCAGGAAUAUCGACCACUAUCAGUCCGAUACUUGUUGACAACAUAUUCACCACCUACACCCAUUUCAAGCAAUUUCAAAGACAAGAAUAAUUCUCAUCUCGUCCCUUGUGAAGCAGAAAUAAACAGCCCACAAAAUGACUCGGCUAAAAUGAUCUGUCGCUGAUCUUUAUCUCUAUAAUAUACAAUGGUUUAUUGUUAGAACAAUAUACAGGUCUCUUUCUAACAGUAUAGUACAUACUGUAUAUUUGAGAUGAAUAGGUCCUUGGCAGAAGUGGAUCCCUGACCUGUUGCCAUAUGUUGUCAUCCCGAUCAUUGAGAUUUGACACCAUCACCGGCUGUUCAGACUACUUUCAUCCACAAUGUUUAAUAACAGCAGAAUCUCUCCUCAUCUCAACCUGAGCUUCAGCGACAAUCAUUUCAGAGCUCACACCUGCUGAGGAGAAUUUUGGAUUUGGAGGACAUCGACUGAUGAAGAAAUGAAAUGAAUUCUUCUGAAGAGUUGAAACAGGAGGACAAAGAAGAAAGCAGACCCCAUCAGUGUCAGAGCUGUGGGAAACGUUUCCGCCGGAUUUGCAGUCUGAGAAGACACGAAAUCACCCACGACGCAGAGAAACUCCAUCACUGCGAGCUGUGUGGCAGCACUUUCCGCCAACUGAGCGCGUACAAUCUCCACCUGUAUACUCACCCGGAAGAGACAGCGUACCGCUGUGACCAGUGCGGGGAGGAUUUCAGCGAGCAGAGCUCCUACAGAAAACACCUGCGUGACCACAAUGGACCGUACCAGUGUGUCCAGUGUGAAAAGACUUUCACGUACUUCAGUAUAUACAAGAUACACAUGCGCGUCCACACCAAAGAGAAGCCAUACUGCUGUGACCAGUGUCCAAAGAGUUUCAGUUUCUUAAGUUCAUACAAGCGACACUUGCUAAGUCACAGUGGAGAGAAACCCUACCAGUGUGACUUCUGUGGGAAAGGUUUCACCCAGUCGGGACAUUUUAACCUGCACCUGCGCAACCACACAGGCGAGAAACCCUACGAGUGCGAGCAAUGUCAGAAAACUUUCAACGACGUCAGUAGUUACAAAAUACACCUGCGCGUCCACACCGGAGAGAAGCCAUACUGCUGUGACCAGUGUGGGAGGAGCUUCUCCCAGCUCGGGAACUACAAGUCACAUCUGCGCAUCCACACAGGAGAGAAACCGUUCCAGUGCGAGUUAUGUGACAAGAGUUUCUCCAUCUCAAAGACAUACAAACUCCACGUGCGCACGCACACCGGAGAGAAACCGUACAAGUGUGAAGAAUGUGGCAAAUGCUUUGGUCGCCCCAGCAACCACAUGCGCCACGUUCGUAUCCACAGCGGGGAGCAGCCGUACACAUGUGACCAGUGUGGGAAAUGCUUCAACAGCUCUUUCAGUUAUGGCCGCCACAAGCGCGUCCACACCGGAGAGAAGCCUUACUGGUGUUCACAGUGCAAGAGGCUGUUCACACGUUCACACACGCUGAAGAAACACCGCUGCGUCGGACUCGAUGAAGACCGUUCAACAGUGACCACCAGAGAGGAGCAGACGAGGACCUGCUCGACAAUGGCACCAACCAUUGACAACCAACAACAGCCAAUCAUAUGAAGUACAUGUCUGUGUGGUAUUGGAACAACAUGGUGCCCAUGAGUGUGUGACUCGGGCUGCAUUUGUCUGUCCUAACCCUGCUGAGGGGCCAUCCACACGGACACUGCGUUUUAGGAGAGACCUGAAACCACCUGGGGGUGCUGGCCUUGCGUUUCCGUGGAGACAGUGAAUACGCUACUUAACGUCAUGUUCCCACGCCUCUCUUGUGCUGUCAUUCAUCGUCCUGUAUUUUGGAGAUUGGAUAUCGGAAAGUAUUUAGGUUUAU
Solea solea (common sole) is the source of this 2537-nucleotide messenger RNA. RefSeq names its product zinc finger protein 239-like. Gene Ontology annotation, cellular component: nucleus. Bases 1133 to 2272 code for a protein of 379 amino acids. The record is from RefSeq and is a predicted model, not a curated record. NCBI's taxonomy places the organism in Eukaryota, Metazoa, Chordata, Actinopteri, Pleuronectiformes, Soleidae. The transcript has 3 exons. Gene Ontology annotation, biological process: regulation of transcription by RNA polymerase II. Gene Ontology annotation, molecular function: DNA-binding transcription factor activity, RNA polymerase II-specific; RNA polymerase II transcription regulatory region sequence-specific DNA binding.